Meloidogyne enterolobii is the source of this 666-nucleotide messenger RNA. The record is from the annotation of a GenBank genome assembly. NCBI's taxonomy places the organism in Eukaryota, Metazoa, Nematoda, Chromadorea, Rhabditida, Meloidogynidae.
GGUGAAUGUUCCCCUCGUAGCUCAAUUUCUUCAAUAUCCCCUCGUUCAACUUCCCCAUCAACCUCUACAACAAUAUUACCCCAUGCAUUAUCUAAAUUUCAAUUCCCUCCAUCUCGUUUAGCCUCUAUGGAACGUUGGAAUGCUGCAUUUAAACAAUCAACUAGUUCUCAACCAGACCACCCAACAACGUCAACUACUUCAACAUCUCAUCAAACUAGACAACAAUCUGUAGGAUUGUUAAGAAUGCCUUCGUUUGCUGGAACUCAACCAAGCCGUCAUGGAAGGCAAAGAAAAUUAACCAAAAGAGUAGUACAAAUGUUAAAUGAAUCAAUGCCUAAACCACCAGAACAUGGACCUGCUUUAAUUCGUCAACAGCAAGAAAAAAUUCGAAGACGUCAAAGAAGGGGAGGAGGUGGAAAAGAUGACAACGUUGAAGAGGAAGGUGGUGGUGGAGAAGUGGCAGAUGAAGAUGAAGGAGACGAAUCUUUUGAUGAGGCUGAUGAAGAAGGCGAAGAGGAAACGGAUGAUAGAGCUUGGUGUUAUUGCAAACAGGUGUGUGUAAAAAUUUUUUGGUUGGGAAUAAGUUGUCCUAUUUGGGCAGUAAAACUUUCUCUUAAAUUUUUAAAAAUUAAUUGGCUAACCAAAAUUAAUAUGAAUAACCUUUAA